Molecule: messenger RNA, 267 nt
Organism: Penicillium arizonense
Lineage: Eukaryota; Fungi; Ascomycota; Eurotiomycetes; Eurotiales; Aspergillaceae
Exons: 3
Coding region: 1-267 (88 amino acids)
Source: RefSeq, a predicted model, not a curated record
AUGGCUCUAGUGGUGCUGUUACAGACAUCAAACCCACCUUCACGCAUGCAGCUCCGUAUGAUUCGGCUAGCAAUGACGGGUCACCUCACAUUCUCCUUGCAAGCAGACUCGACGAAUAACCUCGCCGUGUACGAAAAUACGGCUUUAGCAAGACGAAACAUCGGCUCCUCCCGGUGCCUUCAGAUUUUCAGGCUCGAAAGACGCCAGACGCCAUCUGAGGACAACGGUGGUCACCCACUGGACGCCAGGGAUCCAAGCCGCAACUAG